Dicrocoelium dendriticum is the source of this 1450-nucleotide messenger RNA. NCBI's taxonomy places the organism in Eukaryota, Metazoa, Platyhelminthes, Trematoda, Plagiorchiida, Dicrocoeliidae. The record is from the annotation of a GenBank genome assembly.
AUGCGCCAGUGCUGUAUCGCGGACGUGCGCUCAGAAGAAUGGAAUUCCGCCUUGUACUUGAGGGCCCACGCAGCUAAAUUCGCAAUGAUAAGCCUUUCAGUGGUUUUCUUUCACAUCCACUGCAUAUCGCGCUUUUUGUUCAUCUUCCGGUUUCACUUCUUCGUCAUAUAUGAUGGUGCGAUUCAUGUUUUUGUUUUUCUAAAACAAUCCCGUUUUCCGAUGUUAUAUGCAGAAUCCAGUGUUGACGAACAGACCAAUGGCUUCGUCAACUUUCGUGAUGCCGGUUUGGCUGAUACUGGAACGGAGCAUGUCUUUUCCGACGACUUCCCCAGUGCAGACAGCGUAGCAGAGGGUGAGCAUGUUCAUCCUUCCGCCGAUGGGUUUUAUGACUCCUCCACUUGGAAAUCCGUCACUACGCACUUUGUGGGGUGCCAGAGUUUUCGUCGUUGUUAUUCCAACGAGAAAUUGGCUUUCUUUGGUGCGACUGCCUCGAACGAGAGAGCAUACUGUGAACGCUCAUUGAAUGUUCAGCGUCAGCGACGUCAUUCUGUCAACUUCUCCUCGCAUGAUCAGCAGAUGGCUUACUCUCCACGUGAUACAGUAGAAAGAUUGCAUCAAGCUUUGCUUCACCGUCGCAAGAAAUCUCGCCUUCGUGAAUCUCGGAGACGGUCUGUUGUGUUUACUGGAUCCCACUCUGGGGUUUGUGCAAGUAAUGCUUUUAGUGAAGGUGUACGAUGCGGCCUUCAACGUGUGUCCAAUGUCACUCCCGUACUUGACAACAGUGCAGAUCCGUUGGUUACUUCAAACGGUUUCGGUGAGGAAACGCGCUCCUCCGUCGACUUCCGUGACCGCAUUACACCUGAGCCCUGUGAACAGAACAAAAUGAACGAUCAGCUUGUUUGUGGACCUACCGACCACUCCCUACCGACUGAGCCGCUGCUAGUUAGCGACACAUUGAUGAACUCGACAGCCUCUAAUCCAAAGUCCACUCUCCUCCUCACAGAGCACAACGUUACAACAAGUGGGUUCUCGGCUCAUCCAGAUCAAUGCACCGUGAACCUGUCCACCUCACACAUCCUCGAGUUGGAUGGAGAAUGAGUUGUGACGUCAAUUACUCGAAUGUUUGCUCUGUAUCGUGCGCACACUUACUAGCGCUUGUUUUGCAUCCACAUGCUGGGGAUUCUUCUCUUACUACUUCUACACAAUCCUUCCCGGUUGGUUCCCCUUGUGUCCUGUACAAGACAUUUAGAGUCGAAUGCAAGUCUCUACUGACCUCGCUUUCCUUCUUCCUUGUCAUCUGCAUCACUUGACUAUGUACUCAUACAUUGGCAUUCGCCAGUAGUUUGUGACCACCAGCUAGUAGGGGACCAAUCGUUGUAUGCUGUGAUGGAUAACAGAUGUACGCUCACCUAUUGCCUUGAUUCAAUCAAAUUUGAUAUCAGUAUACGCG